Messenger RNA from Ricinus communis (castor bean), 1631 nucleotides. Its product is annotated as CBS domain-containing protein CBSX5. The transcript has 2 exons. The coding region runs from base 137 to 1363 and encodes 408 amino acids. Lineage: Eukaryota; Viridiplantae; Streptophyta; Magnoliopsida; Malpighiales; Euphorbiaceae. The record is from RefSeq and is a predicted model, not a curated record.
CUUCAUUUCAAUAUCUUCUAUAUAUAUCCAUCCCCUUCCUCAUUUUAUACACCAUCACCACCACCACCACCACCACCAAAACCACCGUCGCUUUAGCCUCACUACCUUACCUCUCAAAUUCUUAGCUCAUUCUUGCAUGGCAGUGAGCUUGUUUGCUCAUGAGGUAUCUGACCUCUGUCUAGGCAAACCAGCACUGAGGUCUCUUCCAGUCACAGCCACUGUAGCCGAAGCACUCUCUGCACUAAAGAACUCUGAUGAUAGCUUCUUAAGUGUUUGGAAUUGUGACCAUAUAACAAAAAGAAAUUCUGGGUUUAAUUGUGAUCGCGAAGACAGAGAUGAGUGUAAGUGUGUAGGGAAGGUUAGCAUUGUUGAUGUUAUAUGCUAUCUUUGCCAAGACAAGAAUUUGGUGUCUCCUUCUGAUGCUUUGAAAGAUCCUGUUUCUGUUCUUUUGCCUAAGAUUCCUGGCCUUGUUAUGCAUGUGGAACCCUCUUCGAGCUUAGUGGAAGCAAUUGAUCUGAUUCUUCAAGGAGCUCAAAACCUUGUGGUACCAAUUAAGACUCGACUCAGUUCCUCCAAUUCAAGGAGGAAACAGCAGCAGAAACUCUCAGCAACAAGCACAGGUCUCACCACCAUCCACAAGGGCCGGGAAUUCUGCUGGCUAGCUCAAGAAGAUAUAAUCCGGUUCUUCCUGAGCUCAAUCGGUCUUUUCUCACCGGUUCCAGCUCUCUCCAUCGAUAGUCUUGGCAUCAUUACCACUGACAUCAUUACAAUAGACUACAACUCUCCUGCUUCCGCUACACUCGGAGCCAUUAAUCGUGCAUUAGCUACCCAAACAUCCGUGGCUGUGGUGGAUGGGGACGAGGGUAUCUUGAUUGGGGAGCUGUCACCCUUCACAUUAGCCUGCUGCGACGAGACUGUGGCGGCAGCCAUCACGACCCUUUCCUCUGGGGACUUAAUGGCGUACAUUGACUGUGGAGGCCCCCCAGAGGAUCUUGUCCGGGUCGUGAUGGCACGGUUGAAGCAUAGAGGCCUUGAAGCUAUGCUCCAAGAAUUUACCAACUCAACAACAUCACUCGUCUCAUUUUCUACUUUAUCCUCAUCCUCCUCCGACGAGGAAUCAACAACAACAUUGCAUAGAUCAGGAAAGUACAGUAGGUCUAAAAGUUACUCGGCAAGAAUGGUGAGAAGAGCAGAAGCAAUAGUUUGCCAUCCGAAGAGCUCACUGGUGGCUGUGAUGAUUCAAGCAAUUGCACAUAGAGUGAAUUAUGUGUGGGUUAUAGAGGAAGAUUGCAGCUUGGUUGGAAUUGUCACAUUCUGUAAUAUGUUAAAGGUUUUCAGGGAACAUUUAGAAGCUAUGGCUUGAAAAAAGCUGAGGAAACUUUUUUCUAGUAAAGUUUUGUUCUUUUGGGGUUCUUCAUCAUCAUCAUCUUCUAGACUUAAAAUACUAAUCUGGUGAGAGAUUUAGUUCAAGAAAAUAAGUGAUUCAGAAGAAUGUCAUGUGAAUAUAGACUUUUCUUUGUUUUCUUGUUUUGUUUUGAAUCAAUUUCAAUGAGGGAGUUCAACUUAUUUGUUGUAUGUUUUGUAUUGAGUGAUAAUUUUCUUAGUUUGUUUAUGUUAAAUGCUUUUUCACA